AUGGAUUCUCAAAAAACAAAAAAUCUAGACAAGCCAACAACGACAACAAAUGAAAAGAUUUCCAGUCAGCCAGCGUACUUAGUAGUCCACGCAACUGGAGAAAAACCUUCAUCUAAGUGUUCCCCAUUCUUGAUCCAAAAAUUAUUUGAAUCAACCAUCGGGCAUUUAAGGAAAAUACAGAAAUUGAGGUCAGGUGACCUUCUGGUGGAAACAGCCUCUCCUCAACAAACAGCAAAGCUUCUGUCAAUGAAAGCACUCGGAGAUAUGGGAGUUUCAAUCACAUCACACAAAAGUUUAAACUCAUCACGUGGUGUGAUAUCUGAGACCGACCUAAUGUCUGAAGAUGAAGCAGAUAUUCAGAUCGGUCUCUCAGAUCAAGGUGUCACUGCUGUCUGA
Molecule: messenger RNA, 396 nt
Organism: Centruroides sculpturatus (bark scorpion)
Lineage: Eukaryota; Metazoa; Arthropoda; Arachnida; Scorpiones; Buthidae
Exons: 1
Coding region: 1-396 (131 amino acids)
Source: RefSeq, a predicted model, not a curated record